AUGGCCUCCAGACCGACUGUCACCGUUAUCGGCGCCGAUGGCAAGGCCACCGGUGCCACCGAGGUCCUCCCCAAGGUCUUCAGCGCCCCGAUCCGCCCUGAUAUCGUCAAGCACGUCCACACUGGCAUGGCCAAGAACAAGAGGCAGCCGUACUCCGUCAGCGAGAAGGCCGGCCACCAGACCUCGGCCGAGUCGUGGGGCACUGGUCGUGCCGUCGCCCGUAUUCCCCGUGUCUCUGGUGGUGGUACCCACCGUGCUGGCCAGGCCGCCUUCGGUAACAUGUGCCGCUCCGGUCGCAUGUUCGCGCCUACCAAGGUCUGGCGCAAGUGGCACGUCAAGGUCAACCAGGGUCAGAAGCGUUUCGCUACGGCCUCGGCACUCGCCGCCUCGGCUGUCGCUCCUCUCCUGAUGGCCCGUGGCCACCAGGUUGCCACGGUCCCCGAGGUUCCUCUGGUCGUCGACUCGAACGCUGUCGCCGGCGAGGCGCUCGCCAAGACCUCUGCUGCCCUUGGUCUCCUCAAGGCUGUUGGUGCUGGUGCGGAUGUUGAGAAGGUCAAGAAGUCCAAGAAGCUCCGCGCGGGCAAGGGCAAGAUGAGGGGCCGCCGGCACCGCCAGCGCCGUGGUCCUCUUAUUGUUUACAGCGCCGAGACGGACGGCAAGGAACUUGUCAAGGGCUUCCGCAACAUCCCCGGCGUCGAGACAUGCCCCGUCGAUGCGCUCAACCUCCUCCAGCUCGCCCCUGGCGGUCACCUCGGCCGGUUCAUCAUCUGGACAUCGGCCGCUAUCAAGCAGCUCGACUCGGUCUACGAGAGCAAGAAGGGCUUCUUCCUCCCGUCCAACGUCGUCUCGCAAGCCGACCUUGGCCGUCUCAUCAACAGCUCCGAAAUUCAGAGCGUCCUCCGGGCGCCCAAGGGCGAGGCGCGCACCAAGCGUGGCGCGGUCCAGAAGAAGAACCCGCUCCGGAACAAGCAGGUUCUGCUCCGUCUCAACCCGUACGCGUCCACAUUCGCCAAGGAGAAGCUGGGUGAGAUCAAGGCUGAGGGCAAGCCGCAGCGGGUACCGGGUGGCUUUAAGGAGCUGCUGCACGAGGUUUAA
Messenger RNA from Canariomyces notabilis, 1095 nucleotides. RefSeq names its product 60S ribosomal protein L4-like protein. The transcript is spliced from 3 exons. Gene Ontology annotation, cellular component: cytosolic large ribosomal subunit; ribosome. The record is from RefSeq and is a predicted model, not a curated record. Gene Ontology annotation, biological process: translation. The coding region runs from base 1 to 1095 and encodes 364 amino acids. NCBI's taxonomy places the organism in Eukaryota, Fungi, Ascomycota, Sordariomycetes, Sordariales, Chaetomiaceae. Gene Ontology annotation, molecular function: RNA binding; structural constituent of ribosome.